UGAAAUGUAGCUUCCUUAUCUCUCAUCAUGAAGCGAGAGUUACUCUACGUUGGAAGGACAUUCGUACUAUUUACAAUCACUUCAUUCCUAAAACUUUACCAACUUUUGAUAGUGAAACAAGUAAAUCGAUUGGCUCAAAUAUUGAGGAAAUGUUACGCAAUUUGCUUCCCUUGGUCCCUGACAAUUUAAAUCCUGAAAGAUUUUCCAAUUCUAUCAAAGAAUAUAUCGAUCAUGGAAAAUCAAUUGAGCCUACAAUUAUUCCAAAAAAUCAUGUUACUCAAGAUCUUUACUAUUAUUUAGCUGAUUAUUACUUGAAAAACAAAGAGGUUCGAGAAGCCAUCAAAUUUUAUAUUCUUGAUCUAACUUUAAAUUGCAAUCGAUUUGAUUCAUGGGCUGGUUGUACUCUCGCAAUGAAAAAUCUAAUCUACCAUUGCUAUUCUUUGCCAAGUUGUCAAGUUUUCUACUCAGCUAUUGAUGAAGUGUUGCUUUUGGGAGAGAAAGCAAGUCGAUGUUACAAUGAAGCACUUCGACUUAAAGAAGGUGAAUCUAAAUUAAUGAUUAAAUAUGGAAAGUGUGCUUAUAACAUCGCGAGUUAUAUUUCUCGAGUCAUAAAAUUUGGACCAGUUUUGGAAAAUUCGAGAAAAGAAGCAAUGAAUCAACGGCGAAAGCAAUUCUUAGAUCAAGCUCGAGUUUGCUUCGAAUCAGCUAACAAAUUUGGUGAUGCUGAUGAAAUUUGGAUGAAUUAUUAUUUCUUAGGAAAAAUCGCUGAAAGAAGUAACAUCUUACAAACACUUCGAUAUUAUGAAUUAUCUAAGCUUCAUAUGCUCUCAAGUCCAGCAAUACUAAGUAACAGUAGUAAUGUCAAUGAUAUGUGUUUUCGCGCCGAAUUUCACUAUCGUAUUCACGCUUGUGUCCUCAAGUAUAUUUAUAGGCACAAAACUCCGCCAGCAAAAAUAUUAUCACAGAUCAUGUUGUUUCUAAUUCGUGCUGAAAAAAGCUAUUACGUUGCUAAGUUUAAUCCAAGAGAUGAAACAGAUGAUGAAAUUAUGGAAGAUGCCAACGAAACGGUGACUGAUUUGGUUACUCUGGUCCAUGAUGGAAUCCUCGAAAGUGACAGUGAGAAACUAUUCACCAGAAUAGUACAAAUGUGUCUUGAAGAGAUUCUUUACAUUUUAGAAGAUUAUCAUCGGCAUUACAAAUCACUCUAUCGAAUUGCUCAUCAUUAUUUUCUGACUAAAGACUAUCGAUUCUCACAAAGGUACUUACAAAAUCAUUUCAAUUUCCAACUUCUUCACAAGGCUUUUCAUCAGAUGAGGAAAGUUCAACUGCUUCAGAAUGUCAAAGAGAUAUUGUACAUCAGCAUUUACUUAGCACCUUUAACAUUUGUAUUAUCUCUUUAUUUACAGCGAAUAAGCGAAUAA
Panonychus citri (citrus red mite) is the source of this 1421-nucleotide messenger RNA. RefSeq names its product calcineurin-binding protein cabin-1-like. The record is from RefSeq and is a predicted model, not a curated record. Gene Ontology annotation, molecular function: nucleosome binding. Gene Ontology annotation, biological process: chromatin organization. Gene Ontology annotation, cellular component: nucleus. Bases 150 to 1421 code for a protein of 423 amino acids. NCBI's taxonomy places the organism in Eukaryota, Metazoa, Arthropoda, Arachnida, Trombidiformes, Tetranychidae. The transcript is spliced from 4 exons.